GCACUUUGAUGGAGUUGGGCAUCUCCCCCAUCGUGACCUCCGGCCUCAUCAUGCAGCUCCUGGCUGGAGCCAAAAUCAUUGAAGUGGGCGAUACCCCAAAAGACCGAGCCCUGUUCAACGGCGCUCAGAAGUUGUUCGGCAUGAUUAUCACCAUUGGCCAGGCCAUCGUGUACGUCAUGACGGGGAUGUAUGGGGACCCUUCCGAGAUGGGGGCCGGAAUUUGCCUUCUGAUUAUCAUCCAGUUGUUUGUUGCUGGCUUGAUAGUCCUGCUGCUGGAUGAGCUUCUCCAGAAAGGGUAUGGCUUGGGAUCCGGCAUUUCCCUCUUCAUUGCCACCAACAUCUGUGAGACGAUAGUUUGGAAGGCCUUUAGCCCCACCACCAUUAACACGGGCAGAGGUACGGAAUUCGAGGGGGCCGUCAUUGCCUUGUUCCACCUCUUGGCCACGCGCACCGACAAAGUCCGCGCUCUGCGGGAAGCCUUUUACCGCCAGAACCUGCCAAAUCUCAUGAACCUGAUCGCGACCGUCUUUGUCUUUGCCGUAGUCAUAUACUUUCAGGGAUUCCGAGUUGAUCUCCCGAUCAAGUCUGCCCGCUACCGGGGUCAGUACAGCAGCUACCCCAUCAAGCUCUUUUAUACUUCCAACAUCCCCAUCAUCCUCCAGUCCGCCUUAGUGUCCAACCUCUACGUCAUUUCGCAGAUGCUGUCCGUGCGCUUCAGCGGCAACUUCCUGGUCAAUUUACUUGGCCAGUGGGCGGACGUUAGCGGGGGCGGCCCAGCGCGCUCCUAUCCGGUGGGGGGUCUCUGCUAUUACCUCUCCCCCCCGGAAUCCAUGGGGGCCAUCUUCGAGGAUCCGGUCCACGUGAUUGUGUAUAUUGUAUUUAUGCUGGGCUCUUGUGCCUUUUUCUCCAAGACGUGGAUCGAAGUGUCCGGAUCUUCAGCCAAAGACGUAGGUGGUUUUGUUCGGGAAUUCCAAGCGCCACAAAACGGAGCAGAUCUCCAUUAAAAAGGAAUUUUCUUCCUCUUUUUUCCCUUUAGGUACAUCCCGACAGCAGCGGCCUUCGGAGGGUUGUGUAUCGGGGCGCUCUCGGUCCUGGCUGACUUCCUGGGGGCCAUCGGCUCCGGCACCGGGAUUCUGCUGGCGGUCACGAUCAUUUACCAAUAUUUUGAGAUCUUUGUCAAAGAACAGGCGGAAGUCGGAGGCGUGGGGGCGUUGUUUUUCUAAACAGACCGGCAAUUCCGCCUGUCUUGUGACAAAAAGGAGAAGAACGUCCUUCGACCUCGCCCGAAUCCAAUAAUGCCAUUUUGAUUUAAUUUCUCCCUCCCCCCCUUUUUUUUUCAAAACGAGUCACCCUAUUUGUUUCUAAAUGGGGGCCCCGCCCGGCUUCAGAGCUGGCUGCCUUAAAAGAAUCCAAAGUUUACAUUGUCUUGGUUUAAAAAAGAAAUAUUAAUAUUCCAAAAAAUUAUAACUCUCUCUCUCUCUCUUUCUCUCGCGUGUGGCCUGUAAGGUUGGAAGACAUAAUUCUCUCCUCUCCGGCCCUCGAGGGAAGAAUGGCGGGUGGCCAUUUCGUUGCACUUUUGCACACUUGGUGGGCGUGCAAACAUAUCUACUACGCACAUCCCGUUGCAAAGAUUUCCGAAUUGCCCCAAACGGCGUAGGGCUUAUUUAAUAAAAAAAUAAAAAUAGGUCCCGUUUCCUUCCUCGAAAUCUAUAUUUUAUCAUAAAUUGCUUUUUUCUAUAUUCAAAGGGAAAACACAACACCUCCCCCCCUC
This is a messenger RNA of Thamnophis sirtalis, 1771 nucleotides long. NCBI's taxonomy places the organism in Eukaryota, Metazoa, Chordata, Lepidosauria, Squamata, Natricidae. The record is from RefSeq and is a predicted model, not a curated record.